UUAAUUGACGCUUGCCUUACGAGAGCAAUGACGAAACUUGGCUGUGGCAGUGUGAAAGAAGAUCGGAAUCGUUUUCGCUUUGUGUCUAAUACUAUCAUCGAUAUCAUGAAUCGGCACCUUGGUUGCCUGUCCCGACUCGCCCUGGCUGCUGCUGCGACCACUGCUGUGGCGUUGCUUUCGGUCCUCCUCAUCAGCGGCGGACGACCGGUCGACAGCGGCUCGUUUUUCUCACUCUCUCUCGCGCAAUUCCCCGGUCCUUCGGAAGCAGGACGGAGGUGUCGCCACCUGCUUCGAGGGGGUCUGAGGGUACUUGACCUACCCAGCCCUUGUGUUGAUUUGACCAUUCUCAGCGGGUCUCCUUUCCUUGCCCCCUGCAAUGCCAUUAUCAGCUAUGAGAUGAAAGCCCCGUUCGUCAAAGGAUCCGACGAGACGGGUAUGGAGUGCAAGGCAAUGGUGCGCAACAUCUUGUUCGAUCUAACAGCCUCUAAGCUCUUCUACAUCCUGGACCAGAUCUGCUCGACGGAGGGACAGAUGACGAAGCCAAUUAGACGCCUUUUGUCGUUUUACGCAUCUGUCUUGGGCACGCAAGUUGUGGACGAGGGUAGGCUGAUAAGCACCUGGUGGGCGGGGUCGGACGGGACAGGACCGCAGGUUCUGAGCGCCACGUGCCAAGACCAUAAGUGCACUUUGUACAUGGAUCUCGCCAGUGGGAUGGCUCUCUCGAAGUCCGGAUCUCAGCUGAUCGUGUCGGGAUACCAUUCUGCAACUCCGCCGGGAUCUUGGCUUACCACCGUCAAUACCGAGACCGGGGAGAGGAGUUAUGUCCCGGUGCAGCUUGAUUUCGCCACCGGGAUCGCUCUCGACCCCGACAUGACCACUCUGUUCGUCGCCACUGGGUUGGUCCCUCCUCCUCGGAUCUUGUCGUCUCCCGUUACCUUCGAUAAGAAUGGCGAUCUUCCCUCCCAGGGACUCUCCACUCCCUCCCCUCUCUUCAUGUUCGAUCAGUUCCAGGAGUGGGAAACGUCAUCCAUUUACUUUGGACCUCACAGUUUUUCCAGCGAUGGCAGGUGCUUGUGCUUCGUCGAUCGCAAGCCCGGCGGUAGCGUCUGGGCACUCAAUCGCUCCUCGAAUGCGGUCAAUCUUGUCGCGGGUAGCGGAUUAACCCCCCAGGACUUUCCGCUAAUAGCAUCUCCGAGUAACAUUAGCAGUGGAAACAGCAGUAGCAGUAUUAGCAAGAUAGUGAUGUCCGAUGCUUUGAACGUGUCUUUCGGACAGUUGUACGACCUUGCGGUGACGGAGAAUGGUCUAAACAUCUUCGUCUCGGAGAUCGACACAGGUCUUGUGCGGUGGAUUGAGCUCGGCACUCCCUGUGGAUUCGGGCGGAGAGCCACCAAUGUCAUCCGCUACCUUCCCCGUCCCGGCUCGGCCGUGUACGGACUGGCCAUAGGAACGUACGGCAAAGAGCUCGUCUUGCUCCUUGGUACGGACGACGGACACGUGUUCCAGCUCAGCAUCAACAGGUCAGCACUGGAUCCCAGCAAUAACCCUUACGCUUACGAACUCCCAGGCAGCUCUUCAGCACCAGAUCCCGACAGAUCUCAUGCCUACCCCUCCCUCUCUUCUCCCCUCGCCAGGCCUGGCUUUUCGGACAAGGAUGAAGGGCCGAGAAUUGGUCUCGUUGUCAGUCUAGUUGUCGGUAUCUCCCUCCUUUCUUUGCUUCUGUUUUUCGGGAUCGGGGCGACAGUCUGUCAAGGCCGGCUUCGUCUUCAGAAGUGCUGCCAUAAUGGAGACUCGCCAGUAGCUUAUUACGCAAUCCACGGGGUCCGAGAGUUCGAUUGGAAGACCUUAAGGGCAGCGACAAGCAACUUCGACCCUUCUCGACGGAUUGGAAUGGGCGGUGGCGGCAUCGUCUACUGGGGAUUACUGGUGGACAGGGAUCCACCAAGUCAAAGCCAGAUCGUUGUGAAGGUCAUGGACGACUCGCAGACAAAGGACAAGGAAGAGCAAUUCCUAGCAGAGGUGCAAAUGCUCAGCCGGAUUGCGAAGGCGCUUCGUUACCUUCAUUUCGGUGYUAACCCACCACUUAUCCAUCGUGAUGUAAAGAGCCGAAACGUGUUGUUGGGAGAGGGAGGUGGUACGGAGCUGAAGGCAUUCUUAGCUGAUUUCGGUCUCGCUAAAGUUAUGGAGGACAGGCAUCGAUCAAGAAGCCACGCUGCAGUCCCGCAAGCAACCCAUCCCGGGACGCGGGGCUACGUUGCUCCCGARUACGCCAAAGGAGGGAAGCUGACGAGGGAGAUAGACGUGUACUCUUUUGGAGUUGUCCUCUUGGAACUGCUUACUGGCAGAAGCGUGUUAAUUCGUGGUGAGGGGAACAAGAACGUAACCCUAGUUGAGCAGAUGCGCAACCACCUAGCUGACGUAGAUGCCGUCGAUCUGAAGGACGUUGUGGAUCCUUCCAUUAGAGGGGAAAUGGAUGAUGUUGUAAUGAGGGAAAUCACAAGAGAGAUGUUCGCUGUGGUUGCUGAUUGUGUUAAUCUUGAUGACAAGUUGCGGUCGAGCAGCAAGGAGGUAGCUUCCAAGAUGGAGGAGAUUUUUAAGACGGCCGAAGCGUUCCUCGAGGAUCGCUUCGGAACUCGAUAUGACGUGACUGACACCUUCGAGCGUGUCGUCACUGCACGCUGGUCCGGCUCUGGUGGCACUGCCGGCGUGGAUCGCCACAUCCAGGUCUUUCAGGAUGCCCGCCUCGUUUGUGACGUGGCGUUCCUUCCCGAGGCUGCCCUUAUCGAUCGUUUCCUGGUCAACCUCCCGCUCGAGUACCGCUCCGAGCUAUGGAGACAUGGCUUCUAYGCCAAGCUGAGCAAGUGCCGCUUUGCCCAGCACAAAGUGGAUUUCUUAGGGCACUACGUGUCUAACCAGGGUCUCCACAUGAAUGACGCGAAGAUCACUGCUAUUGCGGAGUGGCCCGCCCCCACAUCCGCCAAGCAGCUUCGCAGCUUCCUAGGCUUGACCAGCUACUACAGUAACUUCAUCCGGGGAUACGCUAGGUAUUCCUACGUCCUUACCUCCACCCUCCUCCGGAAGAACCCACCCUGGGCUUGGACACCCCUCCACGAGGACGCCUUCCGCGCCCUCAAGAAGGCGGUGACAUGCGCACCGGUUCUUCACCUACCCAAUUUUGACCACCCUUUUAUCCUUACCACCGAUGCGUCAGACUUCGCUGUAGGAGCAGUGCUUUCUCAUGUUUUCCCCUCCUCUCCUGAUUCCACUCAACCCCGUAUUCCUUGCUUCCUACCACCUACCCCUACCAUUGCUUCCCGACUGACGCCUACUCGUCCAGCUACUGACGAGCCUUCUAUUGACUAUUCUCCUACCAUCGUCGAGGACGACACUGUCGAGUCUCGCUCAGGUCAUAGUCCGAUAGCCUUCUACUCCCGUCAGCUCMWGCCMGCCGAGAUAAACUACACUGCUGAUGAACGUGAGCUACGUAUCCGAGCAGUAUCAGAGUUCCAUGACCAGGCAGCCGCCGGUCAUAUGGGCUUCCAUAAGACGUUGGCUCGUGUAAGCCGCCUGUACGUCUGGCCGAAGCGCAAGGACUUUGUGAAGGACUACGUCACAGAGUGUCCCACCUGUCAGGAGGUGAACAAUGCGAACCACCUGCCUUAUGGUUUGUCCCAGCCUCUUCCUAUCCCUGAGGGUCGUUGGCAGCCCAUGUCGAUGGACUUUAUCGGUCAUUUUCGUCCUCCGACCCCUCGCGGUCAUGAUGCUAUCCUGAUCGUUGUCGACCGCUUCACGAAGCGUGCACGCUUUGUUCCGUGCCGCUAUGCCAUCUGGUCACGUGAGGUCGCCGACAUCGUGUUUGACCGAGUUGUGCGUGACCACGACUUACCUCUGAGCAUCAUAUCUGACCGUGACCCGCGCUUUACCAGCCGAUUCUGGCGACGGCUCCAGGAGGUGUACGACACUCAGCUCCGCGUCUCCUCGUCUUACCAUCCUCAGACUGAUGGUCAGAUCGAGAUCACGAACAGGACUCUCGGGGAUAUUCUCCGAAAGAUUGUUCGUGACGACCAGCAGUGGGAUCUCCAUCUUGCCCACACGGAGAUAGCCUACAACCAAGCUGUCUCGCCAGCCACCGGGAUGUCGCCUUACUAUUGCGACCUCGGCUAUCACCUUCGUGUUCCUGGGGACUUCCUUCGACCGUCCCAGCUGCACCCCGACACGAGUUCUUGGAGUGGCUCGGUCGAUACAGGUGCUUGGAGUGGCUCGGUGGGUAGGUGCUUGGAGUGGCACGGUGGGUACGUGCUUGGAGUGGCUCAUUGGCUGAUCUUGUCGGGAUACCAUUCUGCAAUUCCGCGGGGAUCUUGGCUCACCACGCUCAAUGCCGAGACGAGGGAGAGGAGUUCUGUCUCGGUGCAGGUGGAUUUCGCCACCGGGAUGGCUCUCGAUCCCGACAUGACCACUCUGUUCGUCGCUACGGGCGGGGUACCUCCUCUUCGGAUCUUGUCUUCUCCGAUUAACCUCGAUCACAACGGCGACAUUCCCAGCCAGGUACUCUCCACUCCCUCCCCUCUGUUCUGGUUCGAUCAGUUUCACGAGUGGGACGAUUCAUCCAUUUACUUUGGGCCUUAUAGUUUCCCACGCGAUGGCAGGUGCUUGCACUUCGUCGAUCGCAAGCCCGGCGGCAGCGUUUGGGCCCUCGACCGUUCGUCUAAUGUGGUCCAUCUUGUCGCUGGACGUGGAUUCACCCCCGCCUACUCGCCGCAAAUAACAAGUAGAAGUGAUAGCACCAGUGGAAACGGUAGCAGCAGUGGGAGUAAGAUAGUGAUCUCCAACGCUUUAAACGUAUCUUUCGGAGAGUUAAGCGACCUAGUCGUCACCGAGGAUGGACUGAACAUCGUCGUCUGCGAGAAAGACACAGGUUUUGUGAAGCGGAUAGAGCUCGACUCUCCAUGUGGAGUCGGGAUUAGAGUCACGAACGUCACGCGGUACACUAAACGCUAUGGAUAUGGCGUGGAUUCUUUGGCCAUGGGAGACUUCAACGGAGAGCUCGUCUUGCUGCUAGGCACAGAGGACGGGGAAGUGUUCCAGCUCACCAUCAACAGGUCAGCUCUGCAGCCUUAUGCGGCCCCACGUAGCGGCUCGUCACCCUACCCCAACGCUGCUCAUCCCGAUUCCUCCAUCUCGCCUAACCCUGCCAACGACACUUCCUCGCAAUCGCGGGGGGAAUCGUGGCGCAGAGGCGGAGAAGGGGGGAAGAACAUCGUGCUGGGUGUCGGUGUAUUCUUCGGUGUUUCUCUGCCGCUUCUGUUAAUCGGGAUAGUCGCUCUGCUAUGCCGUAGAGCACAGCAGUGCCGCCGAGGGCGAGAACGUUCUGUCCUAGUCCACGGCGUCGAAGUCUUUGAUUUGAAGACCUUAAGGGCAGCGACGAAGAGUUUCCACCCGUCUCGACAGAUUGGGAAGGGGGGGGGGGGCACCGUCUACUUCGGAUUACUGCGGGGUAAGAAUUCACCGGCAAGGCCGAUCGCUGUCAAGGUCAUGCGCGACGCACUGGCAAAAAUCACGGAAAAGCUCUUCUACGCAGAGUUGGAGACGCUCAGCCGGAUACAUCACGGCAAUGUGUGUGGAUUGAUUGGCUACUGUCAGCAUGGGAGUGAGUUGAUAUUGGUUUACCCGUACAUGGCGGGCGGGAGCUUGUACGAUCGACUCCAUGGACGGCAUGAACGUCUGGAAAGAGAAGUACCAGGAGGGGCAAUACCGAGAGAAGGGCCAAGGAGAGAAGCAGGGGAAGAGGGUACCGUAGUAGCAGCGCCGGACGAAGAGCCAGGAGCGCCACUAAUAGUGAGAGAAACAGGAGGAGGAACGGAAGGAGGAGGAGCACGCAGAGGAGGAGGAGGAGGAGGAGGCGCAAGACGAGAAGAGUCGGAUGCAAACGGGGGAAGAAGAGGAACUGAAGGGGGAGACCCUCCAGGGGGAGAAGGUACCGUAGCAGCGGCAGACGAAGAGCCAGGAGCGUCACUAAUAGUGAGAGAAACAGGACGAGGAAUGGAAGGAGAAGGAGGAGCACGCGGAGGAGGAGGAGGAGGAGGAGGAGGAGGGGCAAGACGAGAAGAGUCGGAUGCAAACAGGGGAAGAAGUGGAACUGAAGGGGGAGACCCUCCAGGUGGAGGCAACGCCGCAGGAGACGUGCCAUUCUUGUCCUUGUCCUUCUGUUGUGGCCCGCAGAAGCGGUCAAUURCCGCUCCCGAAGCGGAGUUGGUACACCUCACACGUCCCUCCGCUCCUCUUACCCUGGUCGAGCGUUUGGUGGUGGCGUUUCAGAUUGCCAAGGCUCUCCGCUACCUUCAUUUCGAAAUCGACCUCCGAGUUAUCCAUCGCGAUGUGAAGAGUGCAAAUGUCUUAUUGGGAGAAGGAGAAGGUACGCAGUUGAAGGCAUACCUAGCGGAUUUCGGUCUGGCCCAUGUGCUGGAGGACAUUCUACAAACAGCCGGCAAUACAUCCACAGGAAGGACGGGUUGGGGAACGCUUGGAUACAUUGCCCCCGAGUACGGCGAAGGGGGAAGUCCGAGGCCGACGAAUGACGUCUACUCUUUUGGAGUUCUGCUAUUGGAGCUCCUGACUGGCAAAAAGGCCGCAGUUAAAGACGAGGAACGUGGCGAAUACGUAACCCUAAUCAACGAGCAGAUUGACAACCUGCUCAAGGCGGACACCGUCGAUCUCGACAAGGUCUUCGAUCCUGCCAUUAAAGAGCAAAUCCAUGCUGAACCGAUGAAGACAACGGCGAGAGAGGUGUUCCUUCUUGUUGCUUAUUGUGUUUGCGAAGAGAAACGAGGUUGUGCGACCGACUCCAUGAAGCCGUGGAAGAUCGAUCAAGCGACGUACGAGGAUCGGGAUCGGGACGUCUAUCUGGCAGCAUUCCUCCUGAGCAAGGGUUCGAACUCCAAGCCCGAUAGACGUCCCGAUCCAAGACAGAGCGACGUUAUCCUUACCUUGCGGUGGGACCUGACAGCGCACCAGGCAAAAUCGUUUCUCACGGACUCGGCGAUUUUCGGGCGGCUUCAUCACGUGAACGUUUGCACCUUGUUGGGCUGCUGCCUACAAAAGAGCAAGUGCAUCUUCGUCAAUCCUUACGUAGCGAACAAUAGCUUGUACGACAGCCUCCAUCCCGCACUUGAAGAUCGAGAAAGAGAAAUACGAGGAGCAGGAGGCGGAGGAGGAGGAGGAACAGGAGCAGCAACAGCAGCAGCAGCAGGAGCAGCAGCAGUAGGAGGAGGAGGAGGAGGAGAAGCAGGAACAGGAGCAGCAACAUCAGCAGCAGCAGCAGCAGCAGGAGGAGGAGGAGGAGGAGGGGGAGGAGAAGCAGGAGAAGGAGAACGGGCAGGAAGAGCGGGAACAUGGGGCAAGCAAGAAAUGGCAAAGGAAGGAGGAGGAGGAGGAGGAGGAGGAGGAAGAGGGUUGUGGGGAGAGGGAGGUGGUACGGAGGACGGAAUAGAAGUAUCAGAGGCUACUGCUGCUACUGCUGCUACUGCUGCUACUGCUACUGCUGCUACUGCUGCUACUGCUACUGCUGCUACUGCUGCUACUGCUGCUACUGCUACUACUGCUGCUACUGCUCAAGAGCUGCUGCUGCUGCCAGUCAUGAGGCUCACUCGCAUUCGUCGACGAUUGGCGUGCUCGAGCAGCAGGGACGAGACUCGAUCUCAAUCGCACAGUGAAGCUGAGACUGAACCGCUUCAGACUGACUUUGAGGCUGAACUGCCUCAGACGGAGCAGCGUGUCACAAUCCGCUGGUUGAAAGAGUUCGAUUUGAGGACCUUAUCGACGGCGACGGGCAAUUUCGACCCAUCUAGCAAGAUCUACAGAUCGGGGGGAAGCGCCUUCGGCCACUGCUACUGGGGACUCCUUGCGGGCGAGGGUUCAAGUCCAAGGCCGGUCGCUGUGAAUGUCAUGAGCGGGGAACUGACAGCGAUAAAGGAGAGGCAAUUCCGCACCGAGGUAGCGAGUCUCAGCCGUCUCCAUCAUGCCAAUAUAUGUGGCUUGAUUGGAUACUGCCGGGAAGAGGGUAUGCGCAUGUUGGUCCAUCCUUACGCAACGGGAGGGACCUUGUACGCCAGACUCCAUUCACCGAUCGAAGAUCGAGCAAGCGAAACACCAGCACCUACCGGAGCAGGCGCCACAGACAACCCUCUCCCUCCUCCUCCUCCUCCUCCUCCUCCUCCUCCUCCUCCUCCUCCUCCUCCUCCUCUCACACUGGAGGAGCGUGUCGUGGUCGCCUUACAGAUCGCCAAAGCUCUUCGUUACCUUCAUCACGAGGCUGAUCCGCCGGUUAUCCAUCGGGAUGUAAAGAGCUCAAACGUGUUGUUGGGAGAGGGAGGUGGAACGACGCUGAAGGCAUUCUUAACGGACUUCGGUAUAGCUAUAGAGGUGGAGGGGUACUCGGACGUGCUCGACGACGUGAUGGCUGGAACGAUGGGGUACAUGGCUCCCGAAUACUUCACACAGUUUAAGCUGACAAGGAAGGAGGACGUGUACGGCUUUGGAGUUGUUUUAUUGGAAAUGCUCACUGGGCAAAAAGCGGUUGUUCUCGAUCCGAUAGAGUCCAGAAUGGUAACCCUGGUUGAGCAGCAGCGCAAAAACCUAGACGAGGUGUAUAACGUCGAUCUGAACCACGUCGUUGAUCCUUCUAUUAGAGGGGAAAUGGAUAAUCCUUCGAUGAGGGGAAUGGCGAGAGAUAUGUUACGGGUUGCAGCUGAUUGUGUAAAUCCAGACGAGAGGCUGAGGGCAGACAGCAACAUGACAGCUUACAGUAUAGAGAUGAUUCUGAAGGAGGCCGGAAUAACCCUAGAAGGCUAGGAGUGAGGGAAUAACCCUAUAGGAGGAUAUUAGGUGUCCGUUGGAUAAAUAGCUAAAUUAAUC
This is a messenger RNA of Chara braunii, 8910 nucleotides long. NCBI's taxonomy places the organism in Eukaryota, Viridiplantae, Streptophyta, Charophyceae, Charales, Characeae. The record is from the annotation of a GenBank genome assembly.